This is a messenger RNA of Plasmodium vivax (malaria parasite P. vivax), 2597 nucleotides long. RefSeq lists its product as hypothetical. Bases 468 to 2597 code for a protein of 709 amino acids. The transcript has 3 exons. NCBI's taxonomy places the organism in Eukaryota, Apicomplexa, Aconoidasida, Haemosporida, Plasmodiidae. The record is from RefSeq and is a predicted model, not a curated record.
GCCGUCAAAUGGAAUAAAAAAAAAAGGGUAAGAAAAGUUAGAUCAGUUAAGGAAGAAAAAAAAAAAAAAGGCGAAUGAUGCACUUUUUCCCUUUUUUUUUUAUUUGUUCCUCCUCUGUUGCGCAAAUGGGACCCAGCAGUCAACACAACGUGCUCACUUCUGCACGUGAGUAGGGGUUUGUUCGAGUGUCCCCCUUUUUUCUGCCAUACCGAGGGGCUUCACGCUUUACCCCGAUGGAGGGGUACUCAUUUGCCUGAAAAAUUGCGGAGAAGCGGCUUCCAACCUGGCAUUUUUUGUGUGCUAGUAACUACAUUGCCACGAUUCUUUGCCGUCUCCAGGGAAGACCGACUUAGGCUGGCAACGCGGUAAAGCGGCAGAGCGGCAAAGCGGUAAAGCUACAAAGCGGCAAAGCGGGAAAACCGCAAAGGCUCAACGAGACAGGCAACCUUCCCCCCACUCUCUCCCCCAUGGAGGAAGAAAAAGUUCAUGCCGCAUUCGAAGUGCUGUAUAACAACGAGAAGGGGGAACUAUACAUAACGAGCAGAUACCUGGUGUACAUCUCCGAGCGCACGAAAAAGGAAAAGGCACAGAGCAACGCCCUUUUCCUCAUUGAUGAUAUGGACUUGAAGGUAUGCAUAUUCAGUUGGAAGAAAACGGAAAAGUCAAAAAAAAAAAGUAAAACCAGAUUCACCUUUGCCGUAACGAACAAAAAGAAUAAUUUCUGCUUCCAUGACUAUAACCACACGGAGUCCUUCGUUUUUGAGUUUUUCUACGACCAGCAGAAUAGCAAGGCGUGUCAAAUUAUCAACACACUCAAUAAGGAAAACGUAAAGAAUCACAUCUACAUAGAGUUUAAUUUGCACCUAAUUAGGGACAAGUACAAAGUGUAUGAGGACUCCUCUGGGGCACUCUCAAAAGGUGAUUCCAGGGGGAUUGUAGAGGACCAGAAAGGGGAUCACUCUAGUGAGCAGGUUAGUAGAGAACAGCUUCCCCCGAAGGAAAGUGCCCCCCAACAUUUUGUAAAAAAUGCAAAGGGUGAACUGUCUGGAGAGGAAAAAGAUAUAGCAGCGAAAGGGGACUCUUCCACGAAGGUACGCGAACAUGUGGGGGGAAGUAGCCAAAGUGAGGACAGCGAUCAUAGUGAGAGAAGCAACCCAUCUGAGGAGAACGAAAAGGAAAAUGAGGCGCUAAGCAGUUUGCACAAAAUGUUCGAGGCGGACCCACAGCUGAAGAGCCUGUACCAAAUGUGUAUACAAAAUAACAUAUUAACAGAAAAGGAAUUUUACAAAGUCCAUAAGAGCGAGUUGUAUGAGCACAGAAACAUCAGUUGCAGCGCAGAGGAGGGGAUUCUGAAGGAACCCCUGUUCAUCACGGAGGAACAGAAGAUGGCAAAGAGCGUCGAAAUUAACAAACAAAUAAGUAGAGUGAUUCUUUCAGAGAACAAAGAGUUGAAGAAGCUCUACGAUUAUUACAUGGCCAACAAUAUCCUCAGCGAAAGCAAAUUCUGGUUCUUCCUUUUUAAUAACAAAUAUAGCCACUUAUUCUUUUACGACAAAAAUGAAAAGGACAUAAUGGGGAACAAAAACUUCUUCUCCAUUAAGGGCGACCAGCAGAAGAGGCCCGCAGGGGUUGCUACGGACACCGCUACCGACAGGACGGACGACCGCAGGGAUGUAACCCUCAUCACGGAUGAAGAAGAACAAAACACGUAUUAUAAAAAUGCGUCCCUUUCGUACGACUUGGAGAAUCCAAACCAAGACAUCAAAGGGACACUGGAGAAAUGCAUUUUAAAAGAAUACUUGUCCACAAAAUCGUACAAAAAAAAAAACAUCCUUUUUAACAACAACUACUAUUUUAAUGAAGAAAGUGCCCAGGGGUUUGGCCUCUUAACAAAUGAGAAGUAUUCCAAAGGGAGCAACUCCCAUAACCUCCUAAUUAACAAAUUUAAUAAUUACUGCAUUGGGAUGAUAAAGGAUAAGAAGUUUACCUUCGACACUUUUUACGAAGAUUUGAAGAACAAAAUUGAGGACACAGACUUGAAUCCCGUGAAGGAGAAAAAAGAGUUGCAAUUUCAAAUCGAAAAAAAAAAAAAAAAACGCCCCUUUGAUGGUGAGGCAGAUAGUGAAGAGUCGGCUCAGGCUGCCGAUCGCCUAAACCAAAAGUUCGCCGCGUUCAUGGACCAGCUCCAAACAUUUAAGCAGCAAUCCGGCAGGAAGAACUACCCCGAGUUGUUCAAUAUAGGGAGACUCCUGUUCGUCUCCAACACGAAGAAGUGCCAGAGCAACCAGUCCAUGCUGAUAGGCACGAUCGAGUACGAGCAGCACAUCCUCGACAUUGUCAAGGACUACCACGUGAAAGUGAAUUAUCUGCUGAACCUCUUCUACACGUCGUGCAUCCCGGAGCAGGCGAAGCGGAACAAGAUCCUGCAGAAUCUGUCCAAGAUUAAGGAGGAGAUACAGGCCAAGCAGGAGGAGUACAACAGUGUGCUUAUCAUGGGCAAGCCGCUGCUAAUUCACCUCUUUGAACAAAUAAGCAUCUGCAAGAAGUUUAACGAAAAGCUGGAUAGGUACAUCCAGGAAAAGAGGAAGAAGGCAUGA